GUGGAAACCAUAAUUAAAAAAACCGUUUUUAUUAGUUAAGUGUUUCGUUCGUUUUGGUUAUAAAAAUAUUUAAAAUAAAAAUGAAAUCCAAUUUUUUGAUAAAUACAUUGUUUCCAUUGAUUUGCAUUAUUAUUAUUAUUAGUAGCAGUAUUAAGGGGUCAUUUAGUUUACGACCCGCUAUCAAAAAUUACCAAAACUUCAAUAAUAAUAAUAAUAAUAAUUAUGCCGAUAAUUAUACACCAAUUCCGGCCAAUUUUUCAAUUAAAUGGUAUGACCAAAAGUUAGACCAUUUUAAUUAUGUAGAAACCCAACGAUUCAAACAACGUUAUAUUGUGUCGACUGACCACUGGUGCGAUGGUUGUCCCAUAUUUUUCUAUGCCGGCAACGAGGGCGACAUUUUUAUGUUUGCCAACAAUACGGGUUUUAUGUGGGAAAAUGCCCGCCGUUUUCGGGCAAUGGUAUUGUUUGCCGAACACCGAUACUAUGGCAAGUCUAUACCGUUUGGCAAACUUGAUCGCAAUCUCCAACAUCUCGGCUAUCUGACCACUGAACAAGCGUUGGCCGAUUUUGCCGAGUUAUUGGAGUUUAUUAAUGACACUGAACCAAAAGCGGCCAACAGUCCAGUGGUAACGUUUGGCGGCAGUUAUGGCGGUAUGCUGGCCGCAUGGUUUCGCAUGAAAUACCCGCAUCUGACUGUCGGUGCGUUGGCUGCAUCGGCACCGAUACUCCAGUUUCCCGGCAUUUACGACUGUAACGGUUACUUUGAUAUUGUUAGCAAAGAUUUCAAAGACUAUUCGGUCAAUUGCUAUGAAAGCAUACGCAAGUCGUGGCCAGCGGUACGCCGACUGUUGGAUACGGUUGACGGUCGCAAAUGGUUGUCCAAAACGUUUGUCAUGUGUAAGCCAUUGGAGGAAACACAGAAAGAGGACUUUGUUAGCUGGCUAUCAAAUACAUGGGAAAGUCUGGCAAUGAUUGACUACCCAAAUCCGGCAUCAUUUUUGCAACCAUUGCCCGCUUAUCCCAUACGCGAAGUGUGCAAACUGUUGACCGAUCCGACCAAAACCGAUCGGCUAUUGCUUGAGGACAUCUAUAGAGGCGCAUCCAUUUACUAUAACUAUACCGGCAAAACCAAAUGCAAUGAUAUCAGUCUACAGGCACAGGAUUUGGGAACCGAUGCCUGGAAUUUUCAGGCCUGUACUGAAAUGGUGUUACCUGUCUGUGCCAAUGGCCAGACGGAUAUGUUUUGGGAUAGACCAUGGAAUUUGACCGAAUUUUCUGAUGGAUGCCGUAAAACAUAUGGUGUUCCGUCCGAUAAGGAAAAGGCUAUUAUAUUGUUUGGCGGUAAACAUAUCGGAGCCGCCACUAACAUCAUAUUCAGUCAGGGAUCACGCGACCCGUGGAGUGUCGGCGGUGUACUCAAGACAGUGGCGCCGUCAUUGCCGGCCAUUUUGAUACCGAAUGCCUGUCAUCACGAAGAUCUGCGAUCGGAAGGUCCGAAUGAUCCGCCAGAGCUGAAGGCGGCCCGUAAUCAGGAGAUCCAGAUUAUUGGCGAUUGGAUUAAACAACAUUAUCGGCAAAUUGAUCCCAAUUUAUAUCGGCAAUGGGUUCACAAUUUUAACGGCGAUUUAGUUACUGAUAUUUGAGUUUAUUAUUUUAUAGAUAAAAAUUACAUAUACUAUUGAUAUUUAUAGACUAUUAAAAUUAUUUUUUUAAAAAAUGAAAAAAUUUUAAGACUAAAUAUAUGAUAGCAAAACAAAUAUGAAAAUAUUUUUAAAAAUAAACAGUAAUGCAAACAAACAG
Messenger RNA from Oppia nitens, 1800 nucleotides. Its product is annotated as lysosomal Pro-X carboxypeptidase-like. Bases 81 to 1643 code for a protein of 520 amino acids. The transcript has a single exon. The record is from RefSeq and is a predicted model, not a curated record. Gene Ontology annotation, molecular function: dipeptidyl-peptidase activity; serine-type exopeptidase activity. NCBI's taxonomy places the organism in Eukaryota, Metazoa, Arthropoda, Arachnida, Sarcoptiformes, Oppiidae. Gene Ontology annotation, biological process: negative regulation of systemic arterial blood pressure; proteolysis; regulation of blood vessel endothelial cell migration.